AAGAAAAAUAUCUAAAAUUUUUGUUUGUAAUGUCGUAUUAUUUAUUUCAGGUGUAUUAAAGUAUUUGAUUUUGCUUUAUACUUAGUAAAAGACUUAUAAAAAUAUUUGUUAAGACACUACAGUAUGCAUCAUACUAUGUUUCUUUUAUUUGUGUAUCCUUGUAGUUGAUGUGAAUGUUGUGUUGUCAAGUGUAGUUCUUUUGUGAGAUUUGACAUAAAUAAGGAUAAUUAUAAACAACAUGAUAACUAAAUAGAAAAUAAAAAUGACUGAAAGAGCAUACGACGGAGAACAAUCAUCGUCUGCGUGGGAUAUUCCUGGGCCAUCAUCUAUAGCUGCAAUUUUAGAUACUGUUUAUACGUCUCCGGCCUCUGAUAAUAUACUACGGAAUGAGGAAAUGGAAUGUGAUCCAUUAUUUGCUGAAAGUGAUGAUGAAGUAGAAGUCUUGCCUGUCCCUAUUGAAGUAAUGUCAGAAAGAAGUGCAGCAACACCAAAAAAUGCUAUAUCAUCAAGUUACGUGAAUUCCACUUCACCAAUCCAACCUUUGUCCCAUCCUGUAUCUGCAUACACACCUGUCCCUGAAGAAUACCAGCCCUUGCCAGACAGUUCUAGUUCUAUUGAAUAUGGUCUUGGUAGGAAUAAUCCAGAUAGUACUAUUUCACUUGGACCUGGACUUCAUGACCUAAACAUGCGCUAUCAACCAAAACCAGCUAAUCAGCAGAGUGGCUAUUUUUAUCCUAAUUAUAUACACUAUGCUAGUGUAAGACCUACUGCAGAGUAUAUAGUUGCCCCAUACCCCUCAAACAACAUGAUUGUACUUGGUGAGGAUAGGAGUCAUGUUCCAAUAAAUUACACACUCUCCCAUCAGCAACAAAUUCAAGAGAGCAAUUUGACACGCCUACGAUAUGAACAUAUGUCCACUGUUAAUGAUUCUCUAAACCUCUUUCCUAGUAAUGGAAAUCGAAAUCAAAGUCACACAAAUAAUUUAGAAAGACCGAGUCGUAAAUUAAACAUAUCUCCCAGGAGAAAACAUUCAAAGGAAAAUGAAAGUAAUCCUAACACAAUAGAAGUAAGUUCAGAGGAAGAAGACAAUUUAUCUACACCUAGUAAAAAGCAAUGUGACAGUAACAUAACUAGAGAAGUGACAAAUUCAAACAGAGAUCAGGGUAGUAGUUCAAGGCCUGGAGGUAGCAGUUCUAGCUCAAGCACGAGGGUAGAUGUAAAAAGAGAGCCACAAGAACAAACUGAAAUGUUAACAAGAGCUAACAGGGUAACUGCUAAUCAAGCUCAACCUGAACACACUUAUCAAAUAAAUAGGCCAAAUAAUCAAAAUCAAGCACAAACUACACCCAGGCCAACAUUUGGAAAUUUACCACAGCAUCAUAAUAUUCAAGUGAAACAAGAAAAUCCUGCUGUCUCUCGCACUCCUCAUAGUUGUACUUGUCCAAAUAACCAUGUGCACACAUGUUCGUUCCUCACACAAGCUGAUCAAAACUUGGCUCACAGAUCAAGCCCAAAUUACUUUAACUAUCACAAUGGAUCACAUCAUCACCACCAUCACCACCACCACCAUCAUCAUAGGACUUUCCAUAAUGCUCAUGACAAUCCAGCAGGUUCAACAAAUCCAACUAUUUCACACAUUAAAGAAGAACCUGACUUGCAGCCAGUUGUGAAAGUUGAAAAUGUAAUCGAACAGCAAAGUCAAAAUAAUAACCGGCAACCACAAGCAGCAAUAGUAAAAGUUGAAUCAAUGGAACAAGAUCCAGUGAAGUCAGAACCCGGGACAUCCAGUCCACAGCGGAGCAAAAGUAGUAGCAAUAGCAAUGCAGUACAAGUGAAAUCUGAGCCUCCAACAACAACAAGUGUAUCCAGAAAACGUGAUAUUGAUGGCGUUGAUCGAAGAGCUAAAGAUUCUUCACCGCAACCGGGUACUAGUUCAGGAAGAAUUCCACAAUCAGAAAAUUAUGCCACAGCAAAAGAGAACAACAAUCAGGCAAAUCCACCAAAAAAUUCCGAGGCAGCUACUGGUACUGGCAAUGUAUUAUCUGCACCAGAUUUGCAAUUAGACUGGGUGUCAGACUCCAGUUCUGAUGACGACAUUCAGGUCUUAGAAGAAGAACAAAAUAGGCAAGUGGUAGACUUGACGAACUCGCCGGGUCGGAACGCGCAGCUGGGUGAGGAGGGCGCGCCCGAGCCGGCCGCCGUGCGCUCGCCGCGCCCUCUGUUCGAGUCCGUGCCGCACCGCGAGCCGCCGCUCUACCACACGCCACCCGUGCCCCCGCAUGCGCACCUGCUUCAUCAGAGGAGGUGUGGAUUGCAUUCAUACAUAUUGUUGUUCUCUGUAUUGCGGUGCAUGGUGGCGUGUCGCGGGUGCUGCUGCGCGCCACACGCGCGCGCCCCGCACGCACACCCACACACGCACGCGCACUCGCACGCACACGCACACCCGCACGCCACGCCGCCGCACGCGCAUCUAGGAGAACGUCGGCGAGAAAGCAUGCCCGUACCGCCGCCGUAUCUCGUACACGAGCGGCUCUGGCAGCGACAACAACACAUGUUGGAAGUGCAACGCCGUAGCCUAAUGGGCGACAUGGGCGGUAUAUCUUCAGGUUUCUCUCUCUACCCGCCAUCGUCGUACAUUUCGCCGAGACCUACAACUAUGCUAGCGUUCCCCGAUGAGCUUGACCACAAUGACUUAACACCUACAUCUUUGAUCCUAGACGGCCAGCAUGUACAUCACCACAUGCAUCACUACUUUCAAAUGCCACCCCAUCUUCAUAUCUCCAUUCAACCAUCGGUCACGGGCUCGGGCGCGCUGUCGGCGCUGGUGCGCGCGGGCGCGGGCGAGGAGGGGCGGCGCGCGGCGCGGGGCGCGUCCCGCGCGGUCAUCGAGCGCAACACGUACCGCCACUACUACGCGCGCCCCGCGCCGCACCACCAGGACGAGAAGUGCACCAUCUGUCUCUCCGUCUUCGAGGUCGACUCCGACUGCAGACGUUUACCAUGUAUGCAUCUAUUUCACAUGGAGUGUGUGGACCAAUGGCUCAGCACCAACAAACACUGUCCAAUAUGCAGAGUCGAUAUUGAGACACAUCUCAACAAGGAUGCUACAUUUUAAUUAGGUGGGGUGCACUUAUAAUGGCCUGCUGCUGUAACUCCAAGCUCUCUUGCUGCAACUCAUGUGUUAAUUGUUUUUGAGUGUUACAAGCUCUGAAAAUAAAAAACAGUCUGUAAAUAAUUUAAUAAAUGUACAAUAUAAAAUAUUUUUUCUUCAAUUUGUUAAAUGACUAAUUAAUUAUGAUAAUGUUUAAUAAAGUGACUUUUGUUGGAAUGUAAGUCUAGAGGAAUUUUAUGGAAAAAAAUGUAAAAUGCUUGGCUGUUAUAGGAGUUAGAAUAAUAUUGUUUCAUUUCAUCUCACAGCUGAUAUCUAUUAUAUCUGUUUGACUAAUAUUCACUUCCUAUGAUAGCCGAUGAUAAUUUAUGUGAUAUGUUUGAGAUUUGGUUAAAUUUUUGGGAGCAAUUGUGUUUUUUAAGUAUAAUGACUGAAGGUUACUAAAAUUGGUUGUUACAGGACUGACUCAAAUAAAACAUUUUAAAAUUGAUACUCUUGACUCUAGAUUUACCUGUUAUAAAAUUAUUUUUUAGGUUUGUAAUGUACAAUUUAUUGUUUUAAUCUUGCUUGGUUACUUCUACAUUUAUAAGGGAAAUAUAAAAAGAUUUAAAAGUAGAUUUAAAUAUAUAUAUCACAAUUUAUUAAAGCAUUUUAUAA
This is a messenger RNA of Nymphalis io (European peacock), 3766 nucleotides long. Its product is annotated as E3 ubiquitin-protein ligase Arkadia-like. Lineage: Eukaryota; Metazoa; Arthropoda; Insecta; Lepidoptera; Nymphalidae. Bases 263 to 3115 code for a protein of 950 amino acids. The record is from RefSeq and is a predicted model, not a curated record. The transcript is spliced from 12 exons.